UCGCAAGACGUACGGAUGACUCGAAUCGUGACAAAAUUUAUUUGUCUAGAUUUUGGGGAUAGAAGGAGAGAGAAAAAAAUCUGUUCUUUUCAGUUACAGAUUCAUAGUAAGAUUUUCGCGGGGAGCGGUCGCUGCCCACACUAUCGUCGAUUACUCAGUAAUCGGACUACCGUUGGCUACGAGUGGAUCGUUCGGCGGUUUUCAUCAAAGGAAAAUAAAUCAAGAUCUCCGAUAUUCGCCGUCAUGCGGACGUAUAAUCAGCUUACUCGGCUUCUGAUCGCCGCCUUUGCCGUUACCGUUGUCAUUGGUCGACCGAAUGAUUCCCGAGUAUCCAAGGACGACGAGGUCAACGUCGAAGACGAGGACAUGCACUUCGAUUCUUUUGACAACAUUCAUGUGAUCCAGACCAGAAGUAUCGAGCGAACCUCAGGCGAAGAUUUCUCAGGAAAAACAGCUAUGGAUUACCAGGACGAGAUCAUGCACCCCUAUCUUCCGGAAGCCGCUCGGAGGACUCCGAGCACAAGGUCAAAUCGCCGCAUGGCUAAUCUUGGAAACGAAAAAACGUCGACUUACUGGAACGAGGACGCACAAUCGGCCUUGAGGAAGAAGAUAAACCAGAAGGAGAACAGGAACAAAGCUAAGAACAUCAUCAUGUUCCUCGGCGACGGAAUGUCCGUUCCGACUCUGAUGGCCGCCAGAACAUACUUGGGACAGCUUCAAGGAAGAAACGGAGAGGAGGAAGGUCUCUAUUGGGAGAAAUUUCCUUACGCGGGAUUCUCUAAGACCUACUGCGUGAACGCGCAAGUCGCGGAUUCCGCCUGUACCUCAACCGCUUACCUCUGCGGAGUGAAAACGAACAGCGGGAUGCUCGGAUUGAACGCGAACGUGGCGAGGAGGGACUGCGAAGCGUCCAGGAAUUCCAGCGACCGUCUUACUUCCAUCGCCGAAUGGGCUCUGGACGAGGGAAUGUCGGCCGGGAUCGUUACCACGGCUAGGGUAACUCACGCGUCUCCGGGUGGAGCUUACGCAAAGAGCGCCGAACGCGAUUGGGAAUGCGACACGGAUCUGAUCAGAGACGGCGUCGAUCCGAACGUCUGCAAGGACAUCGCGACGCAGCUGGUCACCGAACGUCCGGGAAAAGACUUUCAGGUAAUCCUCGGAGGUGGACGUCGCGAGUUUUUGCCAAAUUCGACCGUGGACGACGAGGGUACUCACGGGAAGAGAAGCGACGACGUCGAUCUCAUCGAGAGUUGGAAGCAGGACAAAGCGGACCGUAACAAGCCGUACCGCUACGUCUGGAACCGAAGAGGCCUAAGGAACGUCAUCGACGAUCCGGAAGGGACGGAUUACCUUUUGGGGCUGUUCGAAGCGUCGCAUUGCCAGUACGCCAAAGAAGCUUCGCCCGAUAGCGAACCGACUUUGGAGGAAAUGACUGAAGCCGCGAUAAAAAUAUUGGAAAAGAACCAGAACGGGUACUUCCUCUUCGUAGAGGGAGGUCGCAUCGAUCACGCCCACCACCAGAAUUACGCUCAACUCGCCCUUCACGAAACCGUCGAAAUGGCGGCCGCUGUUCGAAAGGCCGACGAAUUGACCGACGAAAGCGAUACCCUGAUAGUCGUGACCUCCGAUCACGCCCACGUGAUGAGCGUCGCCGGAUAUCCGACCAGAGGGAACGACAUCCUGGGACUCGGGACUUCCCUAGCCGACGACGAUCUCCCCUACGCUACUUUGAGCUACGCGAACGGACCCGGGUACAAGAAACCCGUGGACAACGGCCGUUACGAUCUGUCCUACGACGACCUCUCCGAAACGAGGUACAGAUUCCCCGGCAUGGUGCCCCGCGGCUCGGAAACCCACGGCGGCGACGACGUCGGCAUAUUCGCCAGGGGUCCGUGGUCCCAUCUCUUCAGCGGAACCCUCGAGCAGAACAGCAUACCGCACUUCAUGGCGUACGCUGGGUGCAUAGGGAACGGAAUCACCGCUUGCACGAGUCAGACAUGAGUCGAAGUUUUUGGCAGAAAUGUGUGCUCUUUUUUUUUUGCCCACGAUCCGCGGGGUCCGUGGUCGGAAAAAAUUGGGGCUCGGAGAGCGAAAUUUUCGAAAAUCGUUCGCCCUUGAAAUAUCGAAGACGCUGUGAUUCAUAAAUUAUUUUCUCAAGA
Messenger RNA from Athalia rosae (coleseed sawfly), 2159 nucleotides. RefSeq names its product membrane-bound alkaline phosphatase-like. The transcript is spliced from 9 exons. The record is from RefSeq and is a predicted model, not a curated record. Lineage: Eukaryota; Metazoa; Arthropoda; Insecta; Hymenoptera; Athaliidae. The coding region runs from base 16 to 2001 and encodes 661 amino acids. Gene Ontology annotation, biological process: dephosphorylation. Gene Ontology annotation, molecular function: alkaline phosphatase activity.